This is a messenger RNA of Moneuplotes crassus, 760 nucleotides long. NCBI's taxonomy places the organism in Eukaryota, Ciliophora, Spirotrichea, Euplotida, Euplotidae. The record is from the annotation of a GenBank genome assembly.
UUUAAUAAAUAAUACUUUCUUGACUUGUUGGUUAAAAAGAGUUUUUGAGAAGGAAUGAAUAGCUAGAAUGGGAUAACCCAGUGGUGAAGGGCCUUUGGCCGAUACACCUUACCAACUAAUCAAGAGUGGAGCAGGGUUUACAGAUAUGAACCUAGAAUGAAGGUACAAGAUACGCAAAGUGCAGUCAGAUAAGGAUAAAACCCUGGUGGAUUGUAGUAUCAUUGUUGAAACCGACUAGGAGGGAAUUGGAUCAUAACAAAACUUUAGUAUUCUCUGGGUGAGAGCUGGAUCCUAGCGUCCCUCCUAGCAAACCAGGAGAUUUAGGCUGAUUGGAAACUUAUGCUAUCGUCUGGAGAUCUGGUGAUUCUCUCCCAAGUGUAGCUAUAGUGAGAGUUAAAUGAGAGAGGUGCGAAUGUUAACUUGGAGAUGGAGCAAGUCAACUAUAGGAUUUUUGCUGGAGGAGUCUUAGACUGACUAAAAGGUACAUCAGACUGAAAUUUCUAGGGAUAUAAAACUUGUGCGGAUGAACCUAAAGAAAUCUAAUUUAUCUAGACCUCUCAGACAGUGCAUACUACCUAUUUAUGGCUCAAUGAUGCUAUUCUCGGCAGAACAAAAGAAGCCAAUGCCAUGGAUGAGCCCAGGUUGUAAGCUAAUUCAAAACAGUAACCUACCCUCCGAACAAGGCUCAUUAUUCCACUCCAGACUCUUCUCUCAACCUUAAUCAAUCCCUCUUCUCUCCUCCGACUUCCAUCUGCUCGAU